Molecule: messenger RNA, 1012 nt
Organism: Angiostrongylus costaricensis
Lineage: Eukaryota; Metazoa; Nematoda; Chromadorea; Rhabditida; Metastrongylidae
Source: the annotation of a GenBank genome assembly
AAGUAAUGGUUCAGAAAUUUGUUGAAAAUCUGCUGUUCUCUCUAUUUUAGUAUUCUUAUAGGCCGUGGGCGAGAAGAAUCUUGGAAAUGCUGCCUACAAAUUGAAGGACUUUGAAGAAGCCCAUAAGCAUUACGAUAGAGCUAUUGAACUAGACCCGUCGAACAUAACAUUUUACACUAAUAAAGCAGCAGCGUAUUUCGAGGAACACAAGUACGACGAUUGCGUAGAAAUCUGUAAGAAAGCCGUUGAAGUUGGUCGUGAACAGCGUGCAGACUUCAAGUUGAUUGCAAAAGCAAUGGCCAGAGCUGGAAAUGCGUAUUCGAAGGCAGGAGAUCUUAAGGAGGCUCUGAAUUGGUACGAAAAGUCUAUAUCUGAGUUCAGGGAUCCAGAAACGGUGAAGAAGGCGAAGGAAUUGGAGAAAGAGAUAAAAGAACGAGAGCGUCUUGCCUACAUUAAUCCCGAAUUGGCCCAACAAGAGAAGAAUUUGGGGAACGAAUUAUUUAAGGUCGGAGAUUACCCUGGUGCCAUGAAGCAUUACAAUGAAGCAGUGAAACGUGAUCCGGACAACGCUGUACUCUACUCCAAUCGUGCUGCAUGUUAUACGAAGCUCAUGGAAUUCCAACGAGCGUUGGAUGACUGUGAGAGCUGCAUAAAACGUGAUCCAAAAUUUAUCAAAGGAUACAUACGAAAGGGUGCUGUAUUGACUGCCAUGCGUGAGUGGACAAAAGCGAAGCGUGCAUACGAGGAUGCACUUGCAAUAGAUCCCUCAAAUGCUGAGGCGCUUGAAGGACUCCGCAACUGUUUCCGUAGUAAUGAUGAGGACCCAGAAAAGGCUCGUGAACGAGCAUUGGAAGACCCUGAAGUGCAAGCGAUUCUACGUGACCCUGGCAUGCGGUUGUUGCUAGAACAAAUGAGCCAGGAUCCUGGAGCAGUUAGGGAACAUCUGCAAAAUCCUGACAUCUUCGCCAAGCUUAUGAAGUUACGCGAAGCAGGUAUAAUCCAGAUGAGGUAA